Molecule: messenger RNA, 624 nt
Organism: Lynx canadensis (Canada lynx)
Lineage: Eukaryota; Metazoa; Chordata; Mammalia; Carnivora; Felidae
Gene: FGF16
Product: fibroblast growth factor 16
Exons: 3
Coding region: 1-624 (207 amino acids)
Biological process (GO): cell differentiation; positive regulation of endothelial cell chemotaxis to fibroblast growth factor; positive regulation of gene expression
Cellular component (GO): cytoplasm
Molecular function (GO): growth factor activity; fibroblast growth factor receptor binding
Source: RefSeq, a predicted model, not a curated record
AUGGCGGAGGUGGGGGGAGUCUUCGCCUCCUUGGACUGGGACCUACACGGCUUCUCCUCGUCUCUGGGGAACGUGCCCUUAGCUGACUCCCCGGGUUUCCUGAACGAGCGCCUAGGCCAGAUCGAGGGGAAGCUGCAGCGCGGCUCGCCCACAGACUUCGCCCACCUGAAGGGGAUCCUGCGGCGCCGCCAGCUGUACUGCCGCACCGGCUUCCACUUGGAGAUCUUCCCCAACGGCACUGUGCAUGGCACCCGCCACGACCACAGCCGUUUCGGAAUCCUAGAGUUUAUCAGCCUGGCUGUGGGGUUGAUCAGCAUCCGGGGAGUGGAUUCUGGCCUAUACUUAGGAAUGAACGAGCGAGGAGAACUAUAUGGGUCGAAAAAACUCACACGUGAAUGUGUUUUCCGGGAACAGUUUGAAGAAAACUGGUACAACACCUAUGCUUCAACCUUGUACAAACACUUGGACUCGGAGAGACAGUAUUAUGUGGCCUUGAAUAAAGACGGCUCACCCCGGGAGGGAUACAGGACUAAACGACACCAGAAAUUCACUCACUUUUUGCCCAGGCCAGUAGAUCCUUCUAAGUUGCCUUCCAUGUCCAGAGACCUCUUCCGCUAUAGGUAA